Molecule: messenger RNA, 3504 nt
Organism: Erpetoichthys calabaricus (reedfish)
Lineage: Eukaryota; Metazoa; Chordata; Cladistia; Polypteriformes; Polypteridae
Product: cadherin-like protein 26
Exons: 18
Coding region: 120-2636 (838 amino acids)
Biological process (GO): cell-cell junction assembly; cell morphogenesis; adherens junction organization
Cellular component (GO): adherens junction; catenin complex; plasma membrane
Molecular function (GO): cadherin binding; calcium ion binding
Source: RefSeq, a predicted model, not a curated record
GUCUGUCUGGGAGCGCGCAGGGCGGACACAAGUUAAGGGUUAGGCGCCGAGGUUAUACUAAACCAGGUGUGCGGCGCUCGCUCCCUCACUGAGGUUUCAGCUCAGGUCACGGAAUAGGAAUGGGGGGCAAACUGCAGGGGCUGCGGUUCCUGAUGCUACUCUGUGGGGUUACGCUGUCAAUUGAAUUUGAGGUUGAAAAAGACACAAAUGGAUUACAAGGAUUUUUAAAGGAUAUACAGGUGAAUGCUGAGAGCUUACGCCCAUUGAGACGCACAAAAAGGAGAUGGGUUCUGACGACUAUUGAGGUGGAAGAAGAGGAUCCUGGGCCAUUUCCAAAAUAUGCUUCAACACUUUUCAAUGAUAGGUCAGUUAAUUUAACAUUAAAAUAUUUAAUCAGAGGACCAGGAGUUGAUGAAUAUCCCACUGGUAUUUUUAGUGUAAAUGACACUGAUGGCCGAGUGUUUACACUUAAAACUAUUGAUCGAGAGAAAACACCAAGCUUUCGGGUGCAGUUUGAUGCUGCUGAGAGAAGAACAGGAAAAAUCGUUGAUGACUCUUUGGUAUUCAUUGUGCAUGUUCAAGAUAAGAAUGACAAUGCACCUAAAUUCAAGAAACCAUUGCAGAAUAUAAAUCUGAAGGAAAGUACACCCGAAGGUAACAUUGAAGUGAUGGUUGAAGCUGAUGACAUUGAUGAUCAUAGUACUCCAAAUGCCAAAAUCGUGUAUUCUGUAGUGUCUCAGACUCCACAUUCAACAACUGCUGUGUUUGGUGUCAAUCCUACAAGUGGAAUUAUGACACUGAAAGGCUGUCUUGAUUAUCAGCAAGUCAAAACUUAUCAAGUGGUUGUUCGAGCAGAAGACCAAGGAACACCCUCACUUUCAUCCACGGCGACAGUCAACAUCAAUCUUGUGGACUCCAAUAAUAACCCUCCAGAAAUUGUGAAAAAGAAGUAUGUUGGGAAUGUAAAGGAACGGGAAUCUAAUAUAACCCUCUUGAGGAUUGUUGUUGAAGAUAAAGACACACCAAAUACCCCUGCAUGGAAAGCCAAAUAUAGCAUUGUGCAGGGUAAUGAAAACAACAAUUACAAAAUUGUGACUCACCCUGUAAGCAAUGAGGGGAUUCUUACAAUCGUUAAGCCUUUGGACUAUGAAGUAUCUCCACAAAAGGCUUUAAUAAUCUCUGCACAAAAUGAAGAGCCAUUAUUUGUUUGUCCAUUAAAAAGUGGAAAAAGUGUCCCUCCGGCUAGCACUGUUUCUAUAAUGAUCAAUGUGGAAGAUGUAAAUGAUCCUCCAGUUUUUACACCAGAAAAAAUCAAGCUAAUACAGACAGAGGGUUUACCUCCUGGGCUGAAACUCUGCAAAUUCAAUGUUACUGAUUCAGAUGCAGAUCACAGUACCAUAAGAUUUGAAAAAGUGUAUGAUCCUGAAAACUGGGUAAAGGUUGACCCCAAAACAGGUGAAGUUGUUACCAUUGGAGAACUGGACAGAGAAUCACACUAUGUGAAUAACAGCAUAUACACAAUUAUUGUUUAUGCAAUUGAUGAUGGUAAACCUUCAAUGACUGGAACUGGAUCAAUACUUCUUUAUUUAAGAGAUAUAAAUGACAACAAGCCUUUUAUACUUAACAAACAUGCUCACUUAUGUGAAAAGAAAAGGUCUGUGGUAAUAAAUGCUGCUGACAAGGACUUGCAACCAUACUCAGGACCUUUCACUUAUGAGCUACUUGAUAAGGGGGGAAAUACAAAAAGCCCGUGGAGCUUGGGCAAGAUUUCAGAGAAUUCCAUUGAGCUAUUGAAGACUAAACAGCUUCCACAAGGAAAUUACACAGUGCCUCUGAAAAUUGUGGAUCAGCAAGGUAUAUCAGGAGAUGAUGCUUUGCAUUUAAGAAUCUGUAAAUGCAAUGAAGAGGAGGAAUGUGAACGUAUGGUGCCUAUCUCAGCAGGCUUGAGUGGUGCAGCAAUUGGUGCCAUUUUUGGAGCAUUCUUACUUAUGUUAUUACUUCUAUGCUUACUUCUGUUCUGCAAAUUUGGAGAAGAAAAGCAGUCUAAAUUCUCUGAAUUACUGGAUGGAGCAGGCCAGCAACAUCUCAUUAAAUACAAUGAAGAAGGCGGUAGCUCAGUUUCCAGUGCUGGACAAUUGCCAAUGCAUUCUCCAAUUAAAGAAAAUGUUUUAAAUGUGAAUAACACACUGGCUUCACAACCAAACUGGGGCAACAGUAAGAGGCACAGUAAUGGAGGACAACAGAGGAGCUUCAUGGACUCCGGACUACAAGGGACGGGGAGAUCUACCCAUUCACGCUUUUAUCGUUCCCAAAGCACCAGGGCAUCUAUAAGCCAUCAGCCAUCUGGGAAGUACCCUUGGUCAACAAGAAGUGAGCUGCAGGAGAUGAUUAAUAUGAAGGUCCAUAAUAUUGAAGAUGAUAUGGUCAACAUUUGGGAGGAUCAACCAAAGAUCUAUGCCAAUGAAGGCAAAGAGAACAUAAGCAGACAUCCAUCCAUGGGUGAUAUAAGCAUGAAAAGUGACAACAUUCAAUUAGACUUUUUUAAUGAUCUGGGGCCCAAGUUCAACACACUGGCUGGAAUUUGUCAGUCAAAAAUGAAAAAUGGAAAACAAAAGGUAACAUAUGAAUCAGAAUAAAGAAUACAUGGAAUUUUCAGUUUUAAUGGCCUUUUACAACAUAUUGUGUAGGGAGAAACUUUUGAAAUUUAGCUCAUUUUUUUCAUUUUCAGUAAGCCCCAGAGUUUUAUGUUGGUACACCAUUUUGCAAAACUUUAAAAUUAACACAUGCUGAGCAGAUGUGUGUAAAGUGUAAUACAUUACUGAAAAAAAAAAAAACUAAUAUAAAAUGAUAAAGUAAAACAUGUCAAUACACCUUGAAAUUAAUACAGAUAUUUAGAGUACAAAAAAGCCAUGGCUUUUUGUGUUGGUCACCCAUGCUUACAUGCACUUUUCUAAUGGAAGUUUCCAAUAAUGAGGAACUUUUUUUUACAAAGUGUGUUUUUGACAUCGUUUGUUACCAGAAUGGAAAUCAUUCUAUCAGUCUUGUGAUUUUUGCUUUCUAAAAGACAUUCAUACACACAGCCUGACUGCUUGGCUGUAGUAAUAUAUUGAGACAUGGGAGGGGCUGUUAUUUCCGGUUUUCAUAUAUUUUUAUACUUUUUAUAUACUGACUCAGAGACAAGCAGCAGUUUCAAAUCAGCUUUUGUAAAUUAGAAUCUGCAGACCUGUUUACAGCAUAAUGUAAGUCUAGCACUUCUCCAUUUUUACAAUUGUAUUUUGCAUAUGUACAGUUGCUCAUGUUUUUUUUUUUUUUUUUUUUGCAACUUGGUUUUGUGUUUGUUUGUUCUUGAAAAAAGAACUAAGCCUUUGUAAAGAUCAUCAAAACAAUACUUUCAAUUUAAAGUACAGUAUUUGGAAGGAUGGAAAAGAUUCUAAACCCUCCAUGGAAUUUGAAGAGAACAGUGAUUGACAUAUUAAAGAAUGGCACUACUUUUUUAUUAUUCAG